Molecule: messenger RNA, 3907 nt
Organism: Papilio polytes (common Mormon)
Lineage: Eukaryota; Metazoa; Arthropoda; Insecta; Lepidoptera; Papilionidae
Gene: Pka-C1
Product: cAMP-dependent protein kinase catalytic subunit
Exons: 1
Coding region: 308-1369 (353 amino acids)
Biological process (GO): peptidyl-serine phosphorylation
Cellular component (GO): cAMP-dependent protein kinase complex; nucleus
Molecular function (GO): cAMP-dependent protein kinase activity; ATP binding
Source: RefSeq, a predicted model, not a curated record
UCCUGUGAGCAAAUCGUUCGCUCGAUCUCGCUCUGUCGAUCGGGUCAGCUAGUGGAGGCCAUUUUAUUCUUGUGAAUGUAACUAAGUAUUUUUGAUUUUAGUUCAAAAGCAAUAGUGUAAAUGUGUGCCUGCAUUAAGUGGCUUUUGUGACGUGUGUUUGUGCUUAAAAAUAGAGGAUGUACGUGUUUCAAAUGAAAUUGUGUUGACCUGCCCAUUUUUACACGGUCGCCCAAGCAGGGAUCGAUUAGUGCAAGGCAGCCUCUAGUAUCGAGGAAUCGAGGCGUUGUAAUAGUUUCUUAAGUCCGCCAUGGGCAACAAUGCUGCCACCGCCAACAAGAAGGUGGAUGCCGCCGAAAGCGUCAAAGAGUUCCUCGACCAGGCUAAGGAAGACUUCGAAGAAAAAUGGAAAAAGAACCCUACCAACACCGCCGGACUGAAUGAUUUCGAGCGAAUCAAAACGCUCGGUACGGGUUCUUUCGGCCGCGUCAUGAUAGUUCAACAUAAGCCCACAAAGGAAUAUUAUGCUAUGAAAAUAUUAGACAAACAAAAAGUAGUCAAAUUGAAACAGGUCGAACAUACGUUAAACGAGAAGAGAAUCUUGCAGGCGAUCAAUUUCCCUUUCCUUGUAAGUCUUAAGUUCCAUUUCAAGGACAAUUCCAACCUGUAUAUGGUCUUGGAGUAUGUUCCCGGCGGAGAGAUGUUCUCCCAUUUGAGGAAAGUAGGUCGCUUUUCCGAGCCCCAUUCGAGAUUCUACGCUGCACAAAUAGUGUUAGCAUUCGAAUACCUACAUUACCUCGACCUCAUAUACCGAGAUCUCAAGCCUGAGAAUUUGUUGAUCGACUCUCAGGGCUACCUGAAAGUAACCGACUUCGGUUUCGCCAAGAGAGUCAAGGGCCGCACAUGGACUUUGUGCGGAACACCCGAGUACCUCGCACCGGAAAUCAUUCUGUCCAAAGGCUACAACAAGGCCGUGGACUGGUGGGCGCUGGGGGUCCUUGUGUACGAGAUGGCGGCAGGUUACCCGCCGUUCUUCGCCGACCAGCCCAUACAGAUUUACGAGAAAAUUGUGUCAGGUAAGGUCCGCUUCCCUUCACACUUUGGUUCAGAUCUGAAAGAUCUUUUACGCAACCUUCUACAAGUAGAUUUGACAAAACGAUAUGGCAACCUCAAGGCUGGUGUUAAUGACAUAAAAGGACACAAAUGGUUUGCUAGCACCGACUGGAUAGCUGUUUUCCAGAAGAAGAUUGAAGCACCAUUCAUCCCUCGCUGCAAAGGGCCUGGUGAUACAAGCAAUUUUGAUGAUUACGAAGAGGAGGCACUGCGUAUCUCAUCAACAGAGAAAUGUGCAAAAGAAUUUGCUGAGUUCUGAGCUAUUAGUUGGUGCCUGUAUGUGGGCAGGCCCGAGAAAGAGCAUUCGGUACUUGUGAAUCUGUGAAUGUUGUCACAGCAGUGAUGUGUGCAUUCUAUAGCUGAUGGUCUUGGGUUGUUAUAGACGUUAAUGCGCCCCCAAGCUGUCACUUUCACAAUGGAGUGCAAACAACAUGAUAGUUGUACUGAUUUCUGAUAUUUUGGUGGAGUUAAUUUGCUUAGUGUCCUUUUGUUUUGAUAGAAGAGUGGAUAAGGGAAGGUAUACCUUGUCUAAGUGAUAUCCCCAUGAUGUACCAAUGGUGUAAAUUACAUAAUUUUGUGCACACAGUUUUUAAUUCAAUUGUUUACAAUAGCACUGAUAAGCUUUGACAUACAUGUUUGUUUUUUUAAAUCAUUCAAAAUUAGGCUAUGUUAAUUGAUGAUGUUUUUAUUAUUACUUUUAAGAACAAGAUGUUUGUCAGAUCGUUGUUUAGUAUUGCACUAUUGAAUUGGUAAGCUAUUUCAGUCACUUUACAGCUUUAGUGUUAAAUUCAAUGUAACUAAGUCCUCAAGGAAUGUUCUAGUGUAGGUUUUAACUUUUUUUUUGACCUUUUGUUAAUAUUUUUAAUUUAUAAAAUGUUUUGUUGAAACAAUUGAUAUUUUAUUAGGAGCCAGUAACUGUAACAUGAGAGAUUAAUUUAUUUUUUGUGUAGUCAUGUUCAGUUGUGCUAUUCAACCAUGUUUAUGAUCUGUUGUAAGGAUAUGUUUGGUAUUUAAGUUUAAUUUGUAUAGUUCCUUAAUUAAGAUGCAAGUUCAUUCUGUUGAUUGGCAGCAUUUUUAUCAUCUGCUGUAACACUUAUUGCUAACAACAGUUGUCAAAAAGCAAUAACUUUAGAUUUUUAUUAUAUUUAAAUCAGUGUUCAAUAUACAAUUAUAUUAAGCACAAAGUUGAUGAGAGAAAUAUUUUACAUUUAAUACAUUAACAAUUUAUAGAUAUUGUCCCAUAUUUUAUAGGAAAUAUUGUCAUUUUAGUCAAUGUUGCCAGAUUUUGAAUAAAAAUUUCCUUUUUGUAAUUAUCAGGCUGGUGUUACCAAUAGGUGUAUAAUUAGUGUAUUAAUUUUGGCACAGCUGAUCUUGAAUGUACUUUGAAUGGUGAAGGUAUUGCUGGUUCAUCAUAUUGUUUUUUUUUUAGCUAUUAGAUGUAGGAAUUUGAAUCCAGGCUGUACAAAUAAUUAUUUAGUUAUUUGUAGUGAAUUUUACAUUGUGAAAACAUUGUGUGUUUGUGGUUUAGAGUCAUUAGUAUGAAUUUCCUAAUGUUACUUAACAAUUUGGUAUGUAUUCAGCUCAUAUUGCUAAAGAGAAGUACAUAGCUACAUUUAGAGUUCAUAUAACAUUUAAAUUGUCUAAAAAAUGAUUUAAAUAUUAGUCAUAUCAGAGUUACUACUUAAAAUAUUUAUUCUAAAUAUGUCCAUCUAUGUAGGUUUAGCAUUUGACCAAACGCUUUCUCUGUGUAUAUGGUAUUUGUAUCACAUUAAGAGUUAAUAUUCUACACGCUAAGUUCUUGCUUAUUUCAGUAUCUUGUGGAAAAUGAAUAACAUUUUGAGAGUUACUUUUUAAUAUAAAAAAUUAACUUUUUUUGCGACUUAACUAUAUUGUUAUACCGGUGCCAUAGAUGUUUUAGAUGUCAAUGUGUAAAUAUAUCUUUAAGGUAUUACUUUUUUGUUAAUUUUAUUACAUUAAUAUAUUUUUGCAUCACAGUACUGGCCGCUAUCGCUUCAAGAUUGCACAGUUUGUAAUUCGCUUUACGCAACUCAAACUGUUAGAAUAAAUUAAAAUUGUCUGGAUUAUAAAAUCUUAUACUAUACAAGAAUAUAUCGUAAAGGUUAAAAUUGACAGAUAAAUAUAGUAAUAUAUUGUAGUUGAUAUUAACUACUAGACAAUUGUGAAAUCUUUAAUAGUAAUAAGGAGUUUAAAGCUGUUUAUUUUAUCUGUGUAAAAGUGAAAUUAAUUUAUUUCUUGAAGUUUUUUAAGUGUUUGUGCUAAAGCUAUUGAUAUUUGGUCACAGCAAGACAUUUUUAAAGCAUUCAUAUAGAGAUAAGUUUUUUUUUUUCAAUAAUAUUGAUCCAUCAGACAGAAAGAGUUCAUCUCAUGCAAAUGAUUCAGAUGUUACUGUUUUUAUCAGAUGGGUUGAUAUCUAAUAUUGUUGAUUAUCAUUGUAUAUAAAAUUAGAGUGAAUGUGUUCCCAUUAGGAUUUUCAAUAUCAGCUUUUCGGUAUGUGCAAAUCUUCAUUCCAUUAGUGACAUACUCAUUUUCAUGAAUCUGACACUGUUAUGUGAACUUAACCAUUUUCAAUUUAAAAAUACAUGUGACCUUUUGUGUAAUCGAGAUUCUUUUAUAAUCUGUGUAACUUAAUGUUAUAAUGUUCACGAUUAGAUCUAUUGUAUCGAGUGCCUAUAGCAUUGGUUCAAAUGUAAAAAUUCAGUUGAUUUCAAUAAUUUGUCACCAUGUAUUGAUCUUCCAUAAAUUACGAUGAAAUUAAAAAUAUCGAUGUAACAGUAUA